Molecule: messenger RNA, 5520 nt
Organism: Spirodela intermedia
Lineage: Eukaryota; Viridiplantae; Streptophyta; Magnoliopsida; Alismatales; Araceae
Source: the annotation of a GenBank genome assembly
AUGGAGUUCUCUACGUACACAAUCAUUAAUUUUCAUUUACGGCCUCUUUCUCCGAAGGACUCCUUAUAUUUAGUUAUCAUUCAUGGUUUCCAAGUAGUUCCAUUAACUUCCAGUUCUAAUUAUUGUAGAUUUUCCUGCUCCCCUUGCUUCUUCUUUUUUUUUCUAAGCUUGUCAUUUCUAGAAGCUCUUUGGUGUUCUCUGCCUUCAUUUUCUUGUGGAAACUUGUUGGAUCAUUAGUGUUGAUAAGUGGCCCAGAUAUUUAUAUUGAUGGAAGUGACUUCUGCCUGCAGUCUGAUAGCGCUGAAGUUUUCCUAUGAAUUUGACUGCAACAUAUCGAAUUACCGAUUGCUUGGCCGUCGUUCUCUGCAGACAGAAAAAUAAACCGAUGACAUCUUUGAGGCCGAGUUACAAACGGUCCCUGCUAUACUUGACGAUCUAAAAGUAGAAGUCCAUAUUUUUCGUUUGCCAUUCGCCUUCUCACUUGUAGUCCUCAAUUGUUGGUCUUAAUUUCCGCAUUUGGUCGAUGCUGAUGCCAUUGUCCUUACCAUUAUGUUUUGUUGUUAUGAUGACAGAUAUGCGAUGUCUCCGUUGGCUUCUACACCUUCGUCUAUUGAACAUGAUUGGACAGAUGAAAAAAUAUUUUUAUUUCUUGGAGCCUGGAAAUGUGGGGAUCCUCUCCCGUCUAAUGUUAUCACUGAUGUGAACCCUUUCAGUAUUGAGCCCUGGAAUGCACCAGGUCAGUCCUCCGUCUCUUUCCAUCUACUUAGCUCAAAAGUUUUUAUAACUCUAUAAAGUUAUUAUUUCGUUUUCUUACUUCUUCAAAAGUUGCUGUUUUUACAAUUUGCACAAGGUAUGGUUGUCCAUUGUGUUCAAAAAAACGUUUGAAUUCAACCUCAUAUUCAUUUUAUCAAACAUAUCUUUGUACGUCUCUUGUAUGUAUAAUUCCUCAGUUGGUGAUGCAGAGAAUUCAAUCUCAUUAGACUGCCUAUGGUAGGAGAGGAUCUACACCCAUUUUUUAACUGCUUGCAAAAGAAAACAUUUCACUUCAUUGAUCAAUAAAAUAGUGUUAGGAAACCUCGCAGGUCAAGGGGGAGAUCACCUCACGGUUUGGUGAGGCAUCAGAUUUUUUAGAGUUCUUGUUGGGAAACCCCCACAACUUAGAAAAAUUGAUAUUCCAUGCGACACUUAGGACUCAAGGCUUGAAGUGGAUGCAUCACUCUAAAUAAUUCAGUGGAAACGUACUCAAUUUCUAUGAAGUCGGAUAAUAUCACUCGCUCUAGUUUGUGCUGAUAUCUAUCUGAAAAAUUCUAAAAGUAGGAUGAAAAACUAAAUUUUAUGCAAUUGAAGAAGCUAAAUAAUAUGUCUCUGAUAUAUUACAGCCUUAUUGUGGCCUAAAUUUUAUUUCCUAUUUUUGGUCUAAAUGUAUAAUGUAAAACACAUGCACCCGCAUCCAACCAGUUCACAAGGAUGGUUUUUUUUUGCAGAAAACAUUUGGUAUCUAUGCAUUUUACAGGAAUCUACUGCCGCAAAGGGUGAAGCCAGAGUUGAAAACACACCGAAUGGAUACUGGAAAAAUAUGCAACGUGACUUUAAGAUAAUUCUUGACUCACAAACUACUGGUAUGAAAGCUACGUGGGGAUUCUUUCGGUACACUGCUCCGCAUAAUCAUAAUGUACGUUGGAUAAUGUUUGAGUACAACUUGAAAACGAAGGAAUGUGAGACAGUCAACCAACCGCAGGUAUCUUUUCGAAAGUUGAAAACAUUUAUAAGGCAUGCCUUUAGUUCAGUUAAUAUGUCCAAUCCAAGUUUCUAUUAUUCAGAAUGUUGAACAUUAUUGCAGAACUUCAAAACUUUAUAUAGAGUCAUUGGGAGUAACAAUCUCCUGCCAGUAUCUGAGGACGCACAUACCCUUGUUAGUCUGGGUGACGACGAUUGUGACCAUAUGCAAUCUGUACUUUUAAGCAUGUUGGAACGGGAAGAAGGGGACAUUGAUCUUCUUGAACCUGCAGACGGAUCAGAGGUAUAUCAACGACGAAUUGUGGUUUUCCUUGCCAAUCACGUGCUUCUUUUGAGAUGAUAACUGGUUCGGAACCUAAAAAAAAUUAUAGCAUUUUUUGUUUUAUACUUUUUCUGAGUUAGCUUCAGUUAAUCUUUCAGAAUUUGUUGCAACCCUUCAUUCGUUGGGCUCUGCUUCAUUAUGAGAUGAAAUAUAAUCAAUGUUUUUGACUAAACCACCCCUGCACUACCUAAUACAUGAGGAAUAUCAGGCACAGGUUGGUCAAUUCCAUGGAGAAAAUAAUGAGCACUCCUUCAAUGACAUAUUACAAAGUUAAUCUUUAAUUUGGAAAACUUGUAGCAUGAAGCAGAGAGACCCAAGAUUUUGUAACGUGACCUAUGAAGUAGAGCAUGACUAAUUUCAAACCAAACAGAACUUUCCUCACAUUCAGGCUGCUCCCUUACAUGGAAUGAUGAAUCUAGUGUAAGUAUGCUACAUCAAAGUGGUGGAAAACAUGCAAUUUUCAAUUCCUAACAAGUCAAGGGAAUUGCUCCGAUGCAAAAAGCCAGUGCUCCGGUGGAGACUUCCAGCAAUAAUAUAAACCCUUCUUUAAACCAUGGUACUUGAAAUUGGACGAUUCGGUCUAAAUUUAACAAUUUUGAGUGGAAAUCAAUGUUGGCAGAUCUAAUAUUUAGGAAGGGGUUGUGUAUGAUUCCCCCUCCACCCAUAAAUGUUUUAGAAAAGCAGCCAGCCAGUAAAUUAGGCUGAAUUUUCCUAUUUUUUGUGUUUUAGUUGUUUGGCCUUCCAACAUAAUAGCAAUCGGCUGAUGUCGCAUCUUUAUAAUCGUAUAUUUAUAUUUAUAUUAACUAAUAGGAUAAAUUAUUACCAGUUAACUCCAGAUAUGGCAAUUUUAUUGACUCUAACCUUAGUGUUGCUAUUAGAGAAAGAACAUGUCGGUUAGACUUGAGAAAAAGGAGGAAAAACAAUUUCAGAGGAAGAAGCCUGGAGGUUUCAUAAGAAAAAAAAUAUGGUUUAGAGCAAUUAUUAAUCAUUUCUGGAUGGGCCAGUCACGGCCACUACCCACUCCUGCUUGCUGAUAAGCACCUGCUGCUCCUCAAAGCCCUCGUAUGAAAACACCACGACUCUAUGCUUAAAUACUUAUAUUCGGUGAAAUCCAAUAGUUUUGUGUUAGUCUCUUGGAAGGAACGCCUCACGGGUCAUAUCAUGAUUAGCAUCAUGCUUCAGAUAAAUAAUUGAAUGAAGUCCGUUUAAUGGGGAGUUUGUGUCUAGACAUGUUCAUUGAAAGAAAGAUAUCAGUAAAACCUUAAUUUAGGAAAUCGAAGCUUGACAUUCCAGAGGAAAAGAAUGAAGUAAAACGACAAGCACUUUAAGAGCUUAGGUACACGCAUACAACUUGCAGAUGGUACAGAUUAUCGCUAUCACCUUUGGAAUUUUCAUCCGGUCUUAUAGUGCAAAAGAGUUAUAUCUGCAUCUUAAACAUUCUAAAGAAACUGUCAGUUUUUUUAUUAGUAAACGUAAAGAAAAUGAAAAUCCACUCUCUCGGGAAAAUAAUGAUACGUUGAAUGUGCGUGCUGUCUCUGGUGAAAGUUGUGUUUCUACGGUAUGGCAUUCCAGUUCCUUGUACUACAGACUUGUUUGGUUGUAUACAUACACCUUAUUAUCAUCGUGCAGCUGUCUAAACUGACUUUUAACGUUUAUGGAUGAAAAUUAGGAUAUUUAUUGAUUGAUGCUCUUGUCGAAAAAGAAAGUGUGCUUUAAAGAUCUGGACCUAGUUUUUGGUUACGAUAACCAUUGGAAAAACAGAACGUAGAACAUAACAUAUAAAGUCAUAUCCUGUUGAUUAGAGAAACAUAAACUUUGUGGAAAGUCACGGAAUUUCAAUUUAGCCGUGGCCUCAUAUACUUCUGAGGUCCUCUCUCUCACUCUCACGUGCGAACACGUGUGCAUACACGUGCAUAUAGUCAAUAACAUUGGCAGGAUGGAGAACGUUCACCCCUCAUUAUUGCCAAGAACCUUGCUUUUUGCAAUUAGCCUCAUUUUCUGAAUCUUAUCUACUCUUAGUAAUGAAAAAUUAUCAUCGGUUUCACCAUUUGUAUUUGUUAGAGCAAAAUGAAAGCAUCUGAAAUAAGGUUUACUUACGAUGGGAUUUAAAAGUCCUAAGGGUAACAGCUAUGUGUCCUGGGCCGUAAUCGUGGGAAAAAAAGCACGAGCAAACCUUAUAUUUGAUGAACUGUAUGCAACAGGAAAUAGUUAUUGAUAGUAUACUGUUUCCUCUCCCAAAUGCCUAAAAUGUUCAGAUUGCUGAGGGAGAUUCGUAAAAUAUUUUUUCUCUGUUCACUGUAACUAGUUUCAUUUCAGAACACUGAAUAUCUUGGUAAUUUAUUCUUUGUGGGUAUGAACAGGGAUCAAUGGCAAUUUCCAACAGAAGCCUUGAAGAUUCAAGAGCCAAUCAUUUGGCUGAAGUCCCAGUAGAUUUUGACUUCUCAAAUGGAGAUUUCUUAGAAUUGAAGGAUCUUAAUGAUACCGAUUCAUCCUCUUCCAGCUCUGACAACUCCAGCCGUGUGUCCCUAAGUUCUGAUGAUUACUUUGAUUCAGAGGCUUUGCUCAGAGACCUCAAGAAUGAAAGUAAUCCGGCUGUUGAGGCACAUAGUCAUUCGGAAUGCAAGCCAUGUAUAUCUAGAUCCCUCAGAACAAACAGUAUGACGAUCAACCUACAUCCUCAAAGUAUGCUAUCUUUCUAACCCACCCUACUUUUACAAGUGCUUAAGAAGGCAAUCUCCAGCUCCAGCUGGUUGCAUGGGCUCGCGAUCAUGAGGGAAUUUCCCCCUUGAAUGCAUCUGCCUGUGUUCACUCAAAAGCUCUCUGCAGGUUCCACGCAAAGUAGGGGAGCUGUCUCGCCAACUUUCCCAGAACCUGCGAGACUCCCAUCGCCAACGUCUCCUUUGUCCGAGCAAUAUCAGGGAACUGAUUCGAACCCACAACGGCCGGGGACUUCUCAAGGGUCUCCAGCGAACAGAGUCGGUAGGAUUGCUAAGCUUGGGAAGAAAUACCUCUGCUUUGUGUCAUAACAGGUAGCUCGAUCUGCCCACUAUCUGUAUAGUUUGUUGUUUAGCUGGAGGGAAACCAUUGAACAGGUGAUAUUUAACCUAUCAUUGCCUUCCUGUGAUAUCAUCAUCCUCGGCCCAUAUUAUUUGCCUUGGUCACUGGGUCACUGUAAUUAUUUCCCAAUUAUGUAAUUAAUUAUCCCUUUCCAGUUUAGUACUCCCAUUGUAUGGGGAUCUUUGUCUGCUCAUUUUCCCUAGAUUGGCAAAGUAGAGUCUCGGAUUUGACGGCAGAGCUGAAUGAAUGCACAGGGAAAUGACCGGCCCCAGACGGGGAUCAUGCGGGCGGUAUGGAAGCACCGGCGAGGCUAUUCCUCCUCGCUUGCACGCCAAAACUUCGUCAGAAAUCCGAGGGAAAAAAGAAUGGCUGUCGAUUGGAUGCCACGAGGGGCCACAGGGUAA